Molecule: messenger RNA, 2594 nt
Organism: Gasterosteus aculeatus aculeatus (three-spined stickleback)
Lineage: Eukaryota; Metazoa; Chordata; Actinopteri; Perciformes; Gasterosteidae
Source: RefSeq, a predicted model, not a curated record
UGAUGCUAACGAAACACCCCGAGUGUGACGUGAACCGUGCGAUGCUAGCAGGCUAACAGUUAGCGAGCAGUUUGGCACAGCUCCUUGAUGUCACUUAAUCGUGGCUCGAUGACGUGAAUGCCAACUAGCUGCCCAGAAAUGCUCACCGACGUGUUUAACGUUUCGUCGGAGCACUUCAGCUGGCAAACUCGUUAAAACAAGAAGAACAAGCGUAACGUCAUUUUAACGAUAUCGAAUCUGCAAGCAACGCUUCUCGAUAAAGGUUUAUGAAGACGGUGCAAAUAAGUAAAUACAGGCUGUUUUUCAUAUGUUGUCCUCGGCCGAGGUCUAACUGAUGACGUCCCAAAGUAAAUACAGCUGGAAGCAAAAACAGGGAAUGUGGUUAAGAAGGUUAAAUGGUUAAAUGCACUUUUUCAUAAAAUACUAGAAAAGUAUUGAGUCAAUCAUAUGGCCGAAUAAGACCUAAAAAAUUAUUCUACUUAUUAUUCAGUCCCUUCCUUCUUCCUGAUCAUCAAUCAUAGUACGACUUUAACAGACACACUGAUUUCCUAAGCCACGCUGGAGUCCUACAACUGAUGGGCUUUAGGCAACCACAGGUUUAGAAAAAAAGUCAACAUUUCAUAACGUAAAUUACGCAAUCAACAAAAAGCAUGAAUAAUCCGUAAUUUAAACCUUUUACGAUCUUAUUUAAGCAUUCAAGUGCAGGAUUCUCAUCUCGCACAAGUUUCCGCUGCCAAGAUGUUGUCCGAAGGAGGUUACUUCAUGAAGGGGAUGGCCAUGGGAGGCAUCUUCUGCUUGCUGCUGUCGCUGCUGGGCAGUUUCAGGCCCGGCGUGGAGUCCGACACGGACAGCCACCAUCAUCACCAUCACGUCCAGGCCUCGGGCAGAGAUGAGCUGAGGCGCUUUUCUGACACUGAGAUGCAGAAGUUGAGAAAUCAAGUCCAGGUCUCUUGCAUCAUCAUGGUCCAGCCCAAGAUCCUCGCCUACUGGGCUACUGCGCUGGACACCUGGAGCAAACACUGUGACAAAGCUGUGUUCUACACCUCUGAGUCCACCAAAGCACUCGAGGCGCACGACCUGAAUGAAAAAGACGACUGGACGAGGUUGCGCAAAGCCCUAAAGCACGCUUACGACAACGCGGGAGAGCUGCGCUGGUUCUUUGUGGCACAACCCACGACGUUCGCCAUCAUCGAGAAUCUUAAAUACCUGGUGCUUGCGAAGGAUCCCAACGAGCCCUUUUACCUCGGGAACGCGAUGAAGUCAGGGGAGCUCGAGUUCGUGUCGUACGACAGCGGCAUCGUUCUAAGUUACGAAGCGCUCAAAAGGCUCGUACGCGUGUUCCAGGACGAGGACAAAUGUCCAGAAAGGGGACACGCCCUGUGGAAGCUGAGCGAGGACAAGCAGCUGGCCACGUGUCUCAAGUACACCGGCGUGUUUGCGGAGAACGGAGAGGACUCCCACGGAAAGGGCCUGUUCAACAGCAAGAGCGUGGAGCGCCUGAUGGCAGACAGCAUGCAGGCCAACCCCAACGACGUGGUGGCGGGCUGCUGCUCCGACGUGGCAGUCACAUUCAACGGGAUGUCGCCCAAUCAAAUGCAGGUUAUGAUGUUCGGAGUCUACAGACUCCGUCCGUACGGCCACGAUUUCCACGACUUGUUAGAGUUCAAAGCUCCCGAAGGCUCAGAUAAUGACUAAAUCCGUCAAGCUGGAUGCGGCUUUUUUUAAAUGUUUUGCUUCUGUGAUGGCAAACCUAACUGUGGGGCGAUUGGUUUUUCUAAUUCUGUUUUUAAAACUGAAUCCCAGCUGGUGAUAACACGUUUAUGUACAUUUGUACCCGUUUGCACUUGGCACAAUCAGCACCCCGUUCCUUUGGGAUAAAGGUACAAAAAUAGGCGACGGGUGUGCCGUCCCUUAGGAUGAAGACAAAGCGUGGACAUAUAACUUGUGACAUGACUCAAUUAUCUGAAGUUUUAGUUAUGUAUCUUAAAAGUUUUUUUCUUUGUGUGGUCUUAAUGCUGCUUUAGUUAUUAAGUGGCGGUUUUGAAAAUAACAGACUGUUCAGUGCUACUUAUGAGUGACGUUAUCACUGAGAACAGCUAUAUAUUUAAAGACUGUAGGCACACAUGAUCAAUAUUGAGUAAAAAUCUGGGGGCACAACCAAGCUGCACUGACUUCCACUUAAGAAUUAAACAGCUGCAUAGGAAAUAAUAAUCCUCAAUGUUGACUCCAUACUGUAUUUUCUUAAUUCGCAAGACACACACAGUCUGGUUGUCAGCCUGACAAGAUGUUGAUUCUUAAAUUACUUUUUCAUAAUUAAAUAAAAUACAGUUCUGGUUUAUUUGUAAUGUAGCUCUGUGGUGUUGAAUGAUCUAACAAGGACUUUUAAAAGGUGGCAAUGAGGAUGAGUGAAAAUCAUACAAUAGUUUCCAGGUUUGUACCCUGUCAAGCAUAAUGUGAAUAUUUGGUAAAGGGAAAAUGAACUAAUUUCUUAUUGGAACUGAAUGUAUUGAAUUGCCGGCAGCUGCGUUGUAUAUGUUUGUUUUUUUGUUUUUUACCACUUUCAGGUAAACAAAUAAAGUUAUUGCCGUUCCUAC